This is a messenger RNA of Astyanax mexicanus (Mexican tetra), 1449 nucleotides long. RefSeq names its product DNA-binding protein inhibitor ID-1. The record is from RefSeq and is a predicted model, not a curated record. Bases 255 to 632 code for a protein of 125 amino acids. Gene Ontology annotation, biological process: circadian regulation of gene expression; cell differentiation; negative regulation of transcription by RNA polymerase II. The transcript is spliced from 2 exons. Gene Ontology annotation, cellular component: cytoplasm; nucleus. Lineage: Eukaryota; Metazoa; Chordata; Actinopteri; Characiformes; Acestrorhamphidae. Gene Ontology annotation, molecular function: protein dimerization activity; transcription regulator activity.
UCACACGCAGUCUGCUACUACUACUGCUUCUUCUACUACUCCUACCAUUGCUACAUCGAUCCUCUUGAGAACUCUUUGCUUUGAGAACUCUUUGCUUUGAGAACUCUUUGAGAACUCUUUGCUUUGAGAACUCUUUGAGAACUCUUCAGAAGACUCAUUCCCGGAGCUACAGAAGAGUGCAUUAGUCGCUCUUUCUCCUCGUCUUCUUCUUCUUUAUCGCCAUCACCGCCAUCAUCGCCACUUUAGCGCAAGAAAUGAAAGUGGUCGGAGCCACCUGCGCCCUGAAGAGCAAAGUCGGCCUCUCCGAGCAGAGCCUGGCCAUCUCCAAGUGCAAGCUGCCCCUCCUGGACGAGCAGAUGAGCGCCUUCCUGCAGGACAUGAACAGCUGCUACAGCAAGCUGAAGGAGCUGGUGCCCACGCUGCCCGCCAACAAGAAGCACAGCAAGGUGGAGAUCCUGCAGCAUGUCAUCGACUACAUCUGGGACCUGCAGGUGGAGCUGGACGGCCCCGGUGGGCACCGGCAGCAGGGGACGGGGGCCGGCACGCGCACGCCCCUUACCACCCUGAACGCCGAGCUCAGCAGCAUCUCAGUGGAGAACGGUUGCUCAGAUGACAGGAUCCUCUGCCGCUGAGGUCUAAAAAAUCGAUGGUCCUCACUACAACUGUCCAGAACACAGUGUAAAGAACCAGGGCUGUUCCAGCAGAAGAUCCGAACGAACGAAGCUGCAGAGCGAAGCAGCCGGGGUCCGUGCAGCGCCGUGGCGCAGUACGCACCAAAAAAAGACUAAAAAAGUGGGACUGCUUCUGUGCCUGAAGUGUCAGAAACCAACGUCAGCGAGGCGAGGUCCUCAAAGUGUGUUUAUGCAAGAAUGUGUGAAAAUGUGUGAAAGUGUGUGGAAGAGUGUGUGUAUACUUGAGGUAUUUGAGGCUACCUUGGAACCAGCAUCCAACUCCAAGCUGACUGAGUUGAUAGUAAAUACGUUGUCUGUAUUAGAUGUCAAGAAAAAAAAUCUGAAAUCUGAAAAGAUUUUUCAAAAAGACCACGUCACAUGACCAUGCCUUACUUAAAUCCGGGGACAGCAGCGCAGGACCUGGAUGGCCGCAGUCCCGCAAACUUUGCUGGUUUUCAGCAGCAAAACUAAUGUAUAAAAAAAUUCAUCCUGCUGGACUCCGGUCACCCAGGAAAGUGCUGGACACCCCUGACUUAAACCUAAAUGUCUUAAAGCUUCCUGUCCUCCUUUUGUAUUUUUUUGUAAAACGUACACGCAGAGAGAGAGACAUUUAUAUUUUGUACAGAGUGAAUGAAAAGAACAAAUCAAGCUUCUCAGAUUUCUGAGCUAUAUUUGUAUUGUAUAUUACAAUGCCUUAUGUCUUCAUUGAUAUUGUUUUCUUACAAUGUAUAUGAAUUGUGUUUUUAUCAAUACAAAUAGUAUUUUGAGAAAAAAAAAG